This is a messenger RNA of Lotus japonicus, 1832 nucleotides long. RefSeq names its product membrane metalloprotease ARASP, chloroplastic. Lineage: Eukaryota; Viridiplantae; Streptophyta; Magnoliopsida; Fabales; Fabaceae. Gene Ontology annotation, biological process: proteolysis. The record is from RefSeq and is a predicted model, not a curated record. Gene Ontology annotation, molecular function: protein binding; metalloendopeptidase activity. Gene Ontology annotation, cellular component: membrane. Bases 189 to 1550 code for a protein of 453 amino acids. The transcript has a single exon.
GUGGAAAAUAAGAGCAAGACAUGUCUCUCACUUCUCCUCCACAGGUCUAAAACAAGAAAAGAAAUAAGAUUAAGAGGAAAAGGAAAAGAAAACCUAUCGAAUUAUCCAUUUCCAACUUUCUAUGUUGUCCUGUCCACCCUUCUAAAACCAGCACCAAAGCUUUUCAUCAAUUUCUCAGAACCCAAGCCAUGGUCAUAAACCUCUCUCCCUCUCCACCUUCACACUCCACUUCCAUCAUCCGUUUCGCAAACUCAAAGUCACCCAUCUCUGAAUCUUCCUUCAAGUUCAAAACCCACUUCUCAAAACCUCUUCUCUCUCCUUCAUUUGCUUCCCCAAACGUGAAGAGCUUUGCCUGCAAGAAGCGGUUCUUACACGACAACAGCAGGUUCACACAUGGAAACAGGGUGGAUUUCAGGACCUGGGCUAUUGCUGGAUUCGAUUAUGGGAGCUUUGAGGGUCCUCAGUCUGUGCUUGAAGCUGCUGCAGUGUUGACAGCAAUCAUUGUUGUUCAUGAGACCGGUCACUUUCUUGCUGCUUCUCUCCAAGGGAUCCGUGUGAGUAAAUUUGCUGUUGGGUUUGGUCCAAUUUUAGCUAAGUUUAAUGCAAACAAUGUAGAGUAUUCCAUUAGAGCUUUUCCUCUUGGUGGGUUUGUGGGGUUUCCUGAUAAUGAUCCAGAUAGUGAUAUUCCUGUUGAUGAUGAGGAUUUGCUUAAGAACAGACCAAUAUUGGAUAGAGUCAUAGUGGUUUCAGCUGGUGUUAUUGCCAAUAUAGUUUUUGCAUUAGUCAUUAUCUUUGUUCAAAUCCUUGCUGUUGGUUUGCCUGUUCAAGAGGUCUUUCCUGGGGUGAGUGUGCCUGAAGUUCGACCCUUUUCGGCUGCUUCGCGAGAUGGGUUGCUCUCCGGGGAUGUGAUAGUCGAAGUUAAUGGAAAUGAGUUUGUUAAACAAGGUCCUAGUGCUGUUUCUGAAGUUGUUGAUGUGAUCAAAAGGAACCCCAAGAGAUAUGUUUUGCUCAAGGUUAAGAGGGGGGAGCAGAACUUUGAUAUAGGUGUCACUCCUGAUGAGAAUUUUGAUGGAACUGGUAAAAUUGGAGUUCAGCUAUCGCCGAAUGUGAAGUUAGAUAAGGUUAAACCGAAAAAUGUGGUGGACGCUUUUAGCUUUACCGCGAAAGAAUUCUGGGGUUUAUCAUCUAAUGUUUUAGAUGGCUUAAGGCAGACAUUUUUAAACUUCUCACAGUCAGCUAGUAAGGUUUCAGGUCCUGUAGCCAUUAUUGCUGUUGGUGCAGAAGUUGCGCGGUCGAACAUCGAUGGUCUCUACCAGUUCGCCGCCAUACUCAACAUUAACCUUGCAGUUAUAAACCUUCUUCCUUUGCCUGCUUUAGAUGGGGGUUCGUUGGCGUUGAUUCUUGUUGAGGCUGCCAGGGGAGGGAGAAAGCUACCUCUGGAAGUGGAGCAACGGAUCAUGUCGUCAGGAAUUAUGCUUGUUUUACUUCUGGGGUUAUACCUUAUUGUUCGUGAUACCCUAAACCUCGAUUUUAUCAAAGAAAUGUUGUAAUUAUUGUGAACUCAGAUUAAUAGUGGGGCUUAAAUACAUUUCACGAUUCUCUCAUCUGCUAUGCUGUUGCACCAGUUUCGUAACUAGUGAUGUAUCCAUAGAAGAGACAAGAUCAUUGUAAAUUGUUGAGGUAAGUUUCUUCCGCAAGAAAGUUAUGUGAGAGGCAUCUCUUUGUUACUUAUUCAUUGAUCUGAUCAGGAUCGUAUUUGAGCUCCUGGAAUAUAAUUUUACAAGUUACAAACUGUAGUUUUAUUAUGAAUUUUAAUAUCUUCUUUCUCUGAA